AUGACAACACAUUUAAUAGAUGACAACUGGAAACCCAAAUCUUAUUCCCUUUCGACCCAGCAGAUGAUCGAGCGACACAGAGCAGCUAACCUUUCUGAUGCAAUGGGGAUCAUUUUUAGGAAAUGGGAAAUUUCUGAUAAAGUAUUAGCGGUAGUGACUGACAAUGCGGCUAAUGUUGUAAAUACAGUGCGCGAUACAAUUGAAAUUCAAGAACAAUACGGUCUUACUUGUGCAGCCCAUACUCUGCAGCUCGUUGUAAAUGAAGCUUUAGCAUAUCCAAAAAUACAAGAGAUUUGUGAAAAGGCUGGAAAAUUAGUGGAAUAUUUUCGCCAUUCAAAUGUAGCUACCAAAGCUUUAUCGAAGCAAGAACAACUAAACAUGAAGCCAUUAAAAUUAAUUCAGAGUGUCAAGACGAGAUGGAAUUCCACAUUUGAGAUAUUGGAAAAACUUAUUGCAAACCGUUUGCCCAUAUCAAAUGUUUUGGCUGAUAGGAAUGUGACUACUUCUACUAUAAAACAUGAAAUUACGGAGGCGCAAUGGACACAGAUGGAAGAAUUAAUAAAUCUGUUGAGACCAUUGCAAAUGGCCACAACUGUUUUUUGUACAGACAAGCAUUCUCCUGCUUCCAUAGUGCGCCCAUUAAUUUGGAAGAUAGUUCGCCUUCAUAUGCAACCAGUUCCUGAAGAUUCAGAUCUUAGAAUUGCAAAACCGCUUUAA
Messenger RNA from Mycetomoellerius zeteki, 717 nucleotides. Its product is annotated as zinc finger BED domain-containing protein 4-like. Gene Ontology annotation, biological process: regulation of transcription by RNA polymerase II. Lineage: Eukaryota; Metazoa; Arthropoda; Insecta; Hymenoptera; Formicidae. Gene Ontology annotation, cellular component: nucleus. The coding region runs from base 1 to 717 and encodes 238 amino acids. The record is from RefSeq and is a predicted model, not a curated record. The transcript has a single exon.